UUGAUAAUGUAUUGAAAAAUCCCUGUCCAGAGUGCUUAUUGUCUGAAAUAUAUUGUUAGCGGUUUUUUUAAAAAGGAAUGAGUUAUCUGUUCAGAUCGAACAUCUUUUCUUGCUGCCCUGAGCCUGGCCAACAUUGUUCACGUUUUCUCUUAGAAUUUUGUGUCCAGCGUUCAUACUCUUUGGUUUUGCAAAGGCAACACAAUCACUAUGGCGAAGAUAAAAAAAAAGAGUAAACGACAAUCAACAAAGCAAAGAGUCAAAGUUGAAAGAAAGGUGCGGGAGCACAAAAGAAAGCUGAAAAAAGAGGCAAAGAAAAAUCCCAAGAAAGGCCGUGGCAAAGACCCUGGUAUACCUAACAUUUUGCCGUUCAAAGAGGAGGUUAUUAAAGAGGCUGAGGCAUACAAAGAAAGGAAAGAACAAGAGCGACUGAAGAAGAAGGCAUCACAGAAAAAAGCGAGAGAGAGACUUCAAAACCAGAACAGAAAUUUAGCUGGCAUUAUGAAAGAUGCCCAAAAGAGACAAGCGGCCUAUGACAAAAGGAUUGAAACUAGCAGUCUGACAGAGGACUUGCCAUCCAGCAAUGUAAGCAAGUCUGCAGAAAACUCAAGAAAAACGUUCUACAAGGAAUUUAGCAAGGUUGUGGAAACGGCAGAUGUUGUCUUAGAGGUAUUGGAUGCCAGAGACCCCUUGGGCAGCCGCUGUGUGGAGCUGGAAGAUGCUGUCAGGUCAGCAAACGGUGCAAAGAAGUUGAUACUUGUACUAAACAAAAUAGAUCUUGUUCCGAAAGAGAAUGUUGAGGCUUGGUUGAAGCACCUCAGGCUGGAAUUACCGACUGUAGCCUUCAAGGCUUCUACACAAGAGCAGCGGAAUCACCUGACCCAGUCAAAAGUGGAUUACUUUGUUGCUAGAGCUGAGCUGCUCAAGUCCAGUCACUGUCUUGGAGCUGAUGUUCUCAUGAAACUCUUGAGGAAUUACUGCAGGGAGACAGAAAUGUCAAUAAAUGUUGGAGUUGUGGGUUUCCCUAACACCGGAAAGAGCAGCAUUAUCAACAGUUUGAAGCGGUCGCGGGUCUGUGAUGUCGGGGCAGUACCUGGAAUUACAAGAGCUAUGCAGGGUGUUCAACUGGAUAAGCACAUCAAACUGCUGGACAGUCCGGGUGUUGUCCUCUCCACAUCCACCUCAGACGUUGCUGCAGUGUUGCGGAAUGUUGUCAAGCUGGAAGCUGUACAGGAUCCAGUCCCUUGUGUGGAAGCCAUUUUGAAACGUUGUCAGAAAUUUCAGAUGAUGCUCCACUACAAUGUUCCAGACUACAAGGACACAGUCGAGUUUCUCACUUUGCUGGCCCGCAGGAUGGGCAAGCUGAAGAAGGGUGGAGUUCCUGAUGUGACUCGUGCCGCACGAGUAUUACUUCAGGACUGGAACAGUGGAAAGAUUACAUAUUAUACAGCACCCCCAGAAAAAACAGAUGCAAAAGACUCAUCAGUUCAUAUAGAGGCAAAGAUUGUGUCCGGUUUUGCCAAGGAGUUUGACAUUAAUGAGAUUGCUGAAGACGAGGCAAAGAUGAUGAAAGACCUGCCCGCAGCUGGGGCCCAACACAUGCUAGUCCCGGGCAUGUCUCCUCUAACAGCUGUGCUCCAAGAGAAGGAUCUCGACAAGGAGGAUGAUGUUGUUGAUGAGGAUGACAUGGGAGAUGGCUCUGAUGAAGAUGAUGAAGAAAAUGCUGAUGAUGAAGUAAUGGAGGAUGACUCAAUAGAUGCUGAUGAGCUGAAAGGUGUGAGUGUGGUCCCUAGUGCCAGGAAGAAGCCAGGACUUGAAAAGAAAGCCCCAACUGCCCAGAUUGACUUCCGACACAGAAACUUGAAAGAGAGGAACUCUCUCAAAACUGUCGGAGGCCUCAUCACCAAGAAAGACAAGAAAAUUUUGGACAGAAAAACAAAAAAGAAGAAAAAGAAAGCUGAUGCAUUAGCUGGAAAAUUGUCAGAUGCGAUGACGUCUGCAUUGUCUGCACUGUGAUGGACUUCAACAUUUUUAUGAAGAUCAGACAUGUUGAAAAUUGAAAAUAAACAUUUUGUACAGUA
Molecule: messenger RNA, 2078 nt
Organism: Aplysia californica (California sea hare)
Lineage: Eukaryota; Metazoa; Mollusca; Gastropoda; Aplysiida; Aplysiidae
Product: guanine nucleotide-binding protein-like 3 homolog
Exons: 17
Coding region: 208-2013 (601 amino acids)
Cellular component (GO): nucleolus
Molecular function (GO): GTP binding
Source: RefSeq, a predicted model, not a curated record